Messenger RNA from Amphimedon queenslandica, 3405 nucleotides. RefSeq names its product putative helicase MOV-10. NCBI's taxonomy places the organism in Eukaryota, Metazoa, Porifera, Demospongiae, Haplosclerida, Niphatidae. The record is from RefSeq and is a predicted model, not a curated record. Gene Ontology annotation, molecular function: helicase activity. The coding region runs from base 70 to 3285 and encodes 1071 amino acids. The transcript has 23 exons.
ACGGAGUAUUAAACGGAGACCUCGUGCUUUGUUUUUGUUUUCCCUAGUGAUUUUCUUCUCUGGGAGGCAAUGAUGUGGAGUUUUGUGAAAGAACUUGUUUGGGGAGGAACAGAAGAAGUUGAAAAUGAAGGCGAUAAUCAUAAAGUUUUGGUUGAUAGAGAGAAAGAAAACAGUCGCCAUUUUACUGGUCGUGUCACUCAAUAUGAUAGAACUACAUCCUCUGGAAUGAUUGAUAAUAUUAUAUACUUUGAUCAGUCUGUGAUUAUGGGAGGAAUGAAACCAAAAAUUGGUGUCAGUGCUCAUGUUGAAGCUACAAGACAACACUCACUUGCUGCAUGGAAAGCAACAAAGGUACAGCUAAUCAACCAAUGGCAACCAGAGGCAGACACUGGCUCACGGAAUAUAGUUGGACACGUGACAGAGGAAGGAAGGACCAGCUACAUAAUCUACUGCACUAACAAUGAGGAAAUAACACUGCAACGGAGCUCCAUUCCAAGCACAUCUGAUUACUGCCCACGUAAUGGAGACUGGGUCAUGCUAAGUAUAGUGGAACAAGUUGGAGGGAGUGACAAAGAAGGAGAGAGCAGUAGGAUAGAGAUAACUGAUGUGAAACCAUUGAGGAGGAAAGAAGUAACAGCAACUAUAGAAUAUUAUACUGGUCGUAUUGGGAUGAUAGAGGGUGACAUUGGUUUUAAUCUAAGUGUAUAUCAAGGGGGUGGUGCUCCUUGUGUUGGCGAUACUGUAAUAGUCGAAUGUGUUGAGUGCAAACAUGCCAGGAUGAGCUGGAGAGCUAUAAAGGUUAAACCAAUCAAUCACCAGUCAACAAAAAUCUCCUCUGAUGGUGGGCAGCCAUUUUCUUCUUCAGCACAACAUGCACUCAAGCAAGAGGAAAAGUUUAGCAUUUUAGUGUCGGGGCAAGGAGAAUUUGGAGAUGUAGAGUUGAAUAAAAAGCGUUCGACCAUUUUUACAAUUAGUAACCAUGGCAGCACUAGCCACACCCUCAUCUCAUGUGCCCCAGUGUCUUUAAAGGAUCAGUUAUUAGUGAAAAUAAUUAAUAUUAAUAAUAAUAGUAAGGAGAAGGUGGAGGAGGAGGGAGUUGAGAUAAAGUCCGGUCAUGCAUUAGAAGUAUCAGUGGAGCUUAUAUCAAAGGUUUUAGGUCGUCUUGUUACAGUCCUAGUUUUCAAUUUUGGAAGCUUUAAAAUAAAUCAAUCAAUUUAUGCAAACGUGAUUGAUGAAAGCAUGUACUUAUUGGAACCAACACAAGCUUACGUGUCUUCUUCCCAGAGAAGAUCAGGUAUGAAUCCUGCCUAUCAUGACAGGCUCAAAGCAGCAAGCUCUGCUCCUGGUCAACGCCCCAAAAGGAGAGCAAUGGUCCGUCUACCGAACAAACUAAAGCAGUUUCCUAUCCCCACCAGUGUGAGAGAGUUCUUUGAAUUAGAUACAGAUGUUAGCCUGUUGUGUCCGAAGCUUCUUGAGCCUUUAAGCUGGAGCAGCUACGAAGAGUGUUUCUCGAUCCUUUUACACACCGAGGAGUUGCAGAUGGAAAUUAAUAUGCAGGAAUUUGACAUUCCCAUGGCUUCAAUGAUUCAACGUGGUCAGUAUCUUACACUUGAAGUACCAGGACUAGCCGAAGGGCGGCCAUCUUUAUUAGUAGGAGAUAUUGUGAUUGCUUGUGAACCUGGGAGAGAUAAAAAAUCAGAACCUUAUGAAGGAUUUAUUCAUGAAGUUCAUGGUCGGGAAAUACUAUUAAAGUUUUCUGAAAGGUUUCAUGAAAGAUUUCAUAAUGAGGACUAUGACAUCAUGUUCACAUUCAACAGGACUCCAAUGAGAAGAAUGCAUCAAUCAUUAGCUCUGGUCCCUGUAUUAGGACAGAAAAUUCUCUUUCCCCACUCCCCCUCUCCCCUUCCUCCCCUCCUUCGUCUCCCUCCCUCCCCCUCCUACUUUAACCCUCAACUCAACGAGAGACAGAGAGCAGCAGUAGGGAGGAUACUGGGGGCUCAGGGUAGGCCUGCACCGUAUGUGGUGUUUGGUCCGCCUGGUACUGGAAAGACAGUGACAGUUGUAGAGGCUAUACUGCAAGUGUAUUCACUGAGUACUGGUAACUGUAGGAUAUUGGCAUCAGCUCCUUCUAAUAGUGCUGCUGAUCUUAUAGCAGAACGAUUGCUAUUGAUGGGUAAGCUAGAGUCUGGUGUCCUGGUACGACUGAAUGCUUAUCAGCGCUCACAAAAACCACCCGAGAUACUUGGACCUCAUUGCAUGGACGUAUCUGAUGCAGAAAUGGCAGCUAGACACAAAAUAAUAGUAUGUACUUGUGUGACUGCUGGUAUACUGUACUCAUUGAGUCUCCCUGUGGGUCACUUUACUCACGUCUUUAUUGAUGAGGCUGGCCAGGCCACAGAACCAGAGGCUCUCAUACCUCUAGGACUACUGGCAGGGACUGAAAGACAAGUUGUUUUGGCGGGUGAUCCCUAUCAGUUGGGUCCUGUGCUACAGUCAAAGACAGCUGGGUCUCAUGGACUGGGUGUGUCCUUACUCGAGAGAAUAAUGAACAGGUCGGCCUACCAGAGGGACACCGAGAAAUUCACUGAUCACGGCUGCUAUGAUCCAUUACUGGUAACAAAGCUGGUCGUUAAUUAUCGCUCACACCCAUCCCUCCUCCACCUCUACUCUACCAUAUUCUAUCAUGGAGAGUUGGUUCCAGCUGCUGAUAUAAACAUGACCCACUCGUUACUGAACUGGGAGGGGCUUACUAACCCCGCCUUUCCCCUACUAUUCCAUGGAGUCAUUGGUGAGGACGUUAGAGAGGGUAACAGUCCUUCAUGGUUUAAUCCAGUUGAAGCUGUCCAGGUCGUUCGAUAUGUUCAGAGUCUAUUGAGUGGGUGUGCCUCCUUAACAGCAACAGAUAUUGGACUAAUAGCUCCUUACAGGAAACAAGUUGAAAAGAUCAGACUGUUACUAACAAAGACAGGAAUAGAAGAUAUAAAGGUUGGAUCUAUUGAAGAGUUUCAGGGUCAGGAAAAGAAGGUUAUAAUACUAUCAACUGUUCGUUCUAGUCCCGAUCUACUUAGUUUUGAUACACAGCAUAACCUUGGUUUCCUCAGUAAUCCCAAACGUUUUAAUGUCUCCAUAAGUCGAGCUCAGGCCCUUCUCAUUGUUGUUGGUAAUCCAAAUCUAUUGUGUAAGGAUCAACAUUGGAGUCAGUUAGUAGAGUAUGCUGUGUGUAAUGGUGGCUACACUGGCUGUCCUGUACCACUAGUCUUUGGUGGUGAAGACACUGUUCAAUGAGUCAAUACUGUUCUAAAAACACUAUAGUGCUAAUAUUCAACACAUUUAUCAUUUAUCAGUAUCAACUUGUUGCAUUAAAAAUAUAAAUAUAAUUAUGUUGCUAAAAAAUGGGCUCCAAAA